CACUUGUAGAGGUUGCCCAGAAUAGUUCCGGGUUACUCUUGUUGUCCUAGUGUAAUUAUUAAAAGAAUUCCCUUUCACGGUCAAAAGUGUUCCAGACUCAUUUUUGAACUUCUCUUGAUAAGACUGAGAAAUUAAGAGUACUUCCUGAAACCAUCAAAAAGAAAAAUGUCUGUGACACUGCAUACAGAUGUAGGUGAUAUUAAAAUAGAAGUCUUCUGUGAAAGGACACCUAAAACAUGUGAAAAUUUCUUGGCUCUUUGUGCCAGUAACUACUACAAUGGCUGUAUAUUUCAUAGAAAUAUCAAGGGUUUCAUGGUUCAAACAGGAGAUCCAACAGGGACUGGAAGAGGAGGUAACAGUAUCUGGGGCAAGAAAUUUGAGGAUGAAUACAGUGAAUAUCUUAAGCACAAUGUUAGAGGUGUUGUAUCCAUGGCUAAUAAUGGCCCAAACACCAAUGGAUCUCAGUUCUUCAUCACCUAUGGCAAGCAGCCACAUUUGGACAUGAAAUACACAGUAUUUGGGAAGGUAAUAGAUGGUCUGGAGACUCUAGAUGAACUGGAGAAGUUACCAGUAAAUGAGAAGACAUAUCGACCUCUUAAUGAUGUACACAUUAAGGACAUAACUAUUCACGCCAACCCAUUUGCUCAAUAGCUAUAAUAGACCUGGACAAAUAUUUGGCAAACUAUUCAAGCAACACACCCAUUGUGGUUUACCCAGUUUUAAUUAUGUCACAGAUUGCAUCAUCUUUCUGCUUGUUUACAACAAAGAUCUUCUAUGAGUUGGUCAUACCAAGGGGAGCCAAACAACUUUUACUCCCAUUCUUAGAGCAUAUUUUUUACUAUAACUAUUAUCCAAUGUAUUUCCUUAAGUUAAAAAAAAAAACCCUCCUGUUUAAUUUUUA
Molecule: messenger RNA, 901 nt
Organism: Equus caballus (horse)
Lineage: Eukaryota; Metazoa; Chordata; Mammalia; Perissodactyla; Equidae
Gene: PPIL3
Product: peptidylprolyl isomerase like 3
Biological process (GO): protein folding; protein peptidyl-prolyl isomerization
Cellular component (GO): catalytic step 2 spliceosome
Molecular function (GO): peptidyl-prolyl cis-trans isomerase activity
Source: RefSeq, a predicted model, not a curated record